CCUUACAGAAUGAGGAGAAGCCUGUGCAAAUGAUGUUUAAGAAGUCUACUUUUAAAAUGACCUAUAUACGGGAAAUAUGCACCAAAAUUCUGGUCCUUCCCUAUGUCAGCAAGGAGCUGAAUAUGAUCAUCAUGCUGCCCGAUGAGCACAUUGACUUGAAAACGGUGGAGAAGGAACUUACUUAUGAGAAAUACAUAGAGUGGACCAGCCCAGAAAAGAUGUACAAAGAGGAGGUGGAGGUUUUCCUCCCUCGGUUUAAACUACAGGAAAAUUAUGAUUUGGAGGAAGUCCUUCACAGCCUGGGCAUGACUGAUGCCUUCGAUAAGGCCAGGGCAGACUUUUCUGGAAUGUCAUUGAAGAGAGGCCUAUAUCUGUCCAAGGUCGUGCACAAGUCCUUUGUGGAGGUCAAUGAGGAGGGCACUGAAGCUGCAGCUGCCACAGCUGUUGAAUGCAGGCUGCUGUGCAAAAGAUUAACUCAGCGUUUCUGCGCAGACCACCCCUUCCUCUUCUUCAUCCAGCACAGCAGGACCAGAGGGAUUCUGUUCUGCGGCCGAGUUUCUUCUCCAUGAGGAAACAGUCAUCCCUGAGCGCAGUCCUCUGCUUUCACCCUCUGACCCACUUUUCUUCCCACACUCCACCAUGUGCCUGUGACCCAAGUGACCUUAUCAGUGCAGUGUAACAAUUCAGAAAUAAAGGGCCAUUUUGGAGACCCAUGUCAA
Messenger RNA from Marmota flaviventris (yellow-bellied marmot), 719 nucleotides. Lineage: Eukaryota; Metazoa; Chordata; Mammalia; Rodentia; Sciuridae. The record is from RefSeq and is a predicted model, not a curated record.